UUGUGGCAGAGACUGUGGGUGGCUACGCUGCAGGAAAACGACUCGUCUUCUUUGCAAAGUCUAAUUUGUGCGCUUCAUCAUGGCAACAUAUACGUUACCGGAGGGAUUCACAGAGUUUGACAUGUUUACAUUCGGUUCAGCACUCCUUGUUGGCGGGAUGCUGGGAUUCUUCCUCAAUGCCAUCAGCAUCCUUUCUUUCCUCAGGGUGAGGGAGAUGCGCAAUCCCAGCAGCUUCCUGGUGUUCAACCUUGCUGUAGCUGACCUCAGUUUGAAUAUUAAUGGACUCACUGCUGCCUAUGCAAGCUAUCUGAGAUACUGGCCAUUUGGUCAAGAUGGUUGUGCCUAUCAUGGUUUCCAGGGGAUGAUAUCCAUACUGGCAUCCAUCAGUUUCUUAGCUGCAAUCGCUUGGGACAGAUAUCACCAGUACUGCACCAGACAGAAGCUUUUCUGGACCACAUCUAUCACAAUCAGCAGCAUCAUCUGGAUUCUCUCCAUCUUCUGGUCUGCUGUUCCUCUAAUGGGAUGGGGCGUCUAUGACUUUGAGCCCAUGAGGACGUGCUGCACGCUGGACUACACCAAAGGGGACAGGGACUACAUCACCUACAUGCUAAGUCUGGUGGUGCUCUACCUGAUGCUCCCAGCUUUUAACAUGUACUCAUGUUAUGAUUCGAUCUACAAGCAUUUCAAGAAGAUCCAUCACCACCGGUUUAACACCAGUUUGCCUUUGAGGGUACUGCUGAUGUGCUGGGGCCCAUAUGUCAUCAUGUGUGUCUAUGCCUGCUUUGACAAUGUGAAGCUCGUCUCUCCAAAGCUAAGAAUGAUGCUUCCAGUUAUUGCAAAGACAAAUCCUAUAUUUAACGCUCUCCUCUACUCAUUUGGAAAUGAGUUCUACCGAGGGGGAGUUUGGCAUUUCCUCACUGGACAGAAGAUUGUUGAACCAGAUAUUAAGAAGUCAAAGUAAAAGAAAACCCAGCAAAAUUGGGCGAAAAUCCAAGAUCAUCAACUGCUUUCAUGAUAGGUUCCUCAUUCAAACGUAGUAGGAUGUUUUGAAAUAAACAUUGCCAGGUCA
Molecule: messenger RNA, 1069 nt
Organism: Pelmatolapia mariae (spotted tilapia)
Lineage: Eukaryota; Metazoa; Chordata; Actinopteri; Cichliformes; Cichlidae
Gene: rgrb
Product: retinal G protein coupled receptor b
Exons: 7
Coding region: 80-961 (293 amino acids)
Biological process (GO): G protein-coupled receptor signaling pathway; visual perception; phototransduction
Cellular component (GO): plasma membrane
Molecular function (GO): G protein-coupled photoreceptor activity
Source: RefSeq, a predicted model, not a curated record